AGUGUGGACUUGCAAACAAAAACAGCAGCCAUUUUGUAGCUUGUUGGUUUUUGUAAUAACAAAGCAGAUAUUCGUGGAAAGAAGUGUUUUUAAAUUAUAUUAAAAAAAUAAAUAAAUUAAAAAUGUUUACAAACUUUAAAAAGCAAUUAGUUUAAUAUUAUUUUAAAAGUUUAUUGAGAGUGAAAACGGUGGGUGAAAAUGCAAGAAAUGUAUGUAUUGGACAAUUUUUCAAAGCAAUGAUAUCGUGAAAAUGCAUUGUCAAUGGAUAAAAUGCAAAGAGGAAAAAUGUGAGCUUAAGAUUUAUAUUUUGGGUUGUUUCAAGGACGAGAUGUAAAUAAACUAUGAUGACAAUUAUAACAUCUUUUAAUCGGGGAACAUCACUUAAUUUUAGGAGAUUUUUCAUAUCCGUGUAUACAUAAAAAAACUCGAACAGCCAUGAACUCAAAUACUGUGAAUGUUGUAUAUAGCUUUAAUAGUAAUGCAGUAAUUGAAUAUGAAUACAAAGUAAAUACCUUAAUUGGGAAGGCAGAUAGAGCAACUUCUCCUUAUUAUGAAUGUUUCAUAAAAUAUGAAAUUAACAAUAAUAAAAGUGCAUGUUGUGUUCACAACCAUGAUGAUGACGGAGAGCAACUGGAGGAUUUCCAGAAAGAAAGUGAAGCGGAUACGUUUGGGCCAAUAAAUACUAAAAUGCAAGGGCUAAGUUGGAGAAAACAAGCCAAAAUGCAUAAUCGAAAACGCCAGUUAUUACGAAAAGAGUUCAUGAAUAAUGAAAGCCUCAACUCAUCCUCCUGCCUAUUAAGUGAUCAUCGACGAUUACUUGCACCAAGGAUACCUAUAGCACAUCACGAUGAAGAACAACAAUAUUGUAAAAAAUACAAUUGUAGUUUAUUCAAUUCAAGUUUUCGCUCAAUUAUAUCUGAAAACGAUUCAUUAUUGCAUGUUAAUAAUAUGACGUCCAACUCAAAAUACAUUUCAACAUUUGAAAAUGAGAACCCACAAAAUCAUAUAGAUGUUACAGCUGAUGAUAAUAAUAAAGGAAAACAGUUUUUAUGUGCCAAAACACAAAAGCGAUGGUAUCAUCACAAACAUCGCACAAGGAGCUUCGUUUCUAUCCUUAACUAUGUCAUGCUAAUAAUGUCAUUUUCAUAUCCUCAACAGCGAAAAUGCAACCUUUUACAUGUCUUAUUUGUUAUACUAUUAACUUUAACACAAUAUCUAGGGCCCAUACAAGGUCUGUUGAUGUCGAAAUCAUCUCCUAUCGGCAUAGAUUUGGGUUCCACUGAUUUUGGGAAUGGCAGCGAUAUAUUAGUAUAUAACAGUACUAACGGCAGCGCUAGAAACAGCAGCAGUAUUAAUAAUAAAUUAUCAAAAAAUUUAUUUAAUUUGGAACAUGACGGUGGAGAGAGAGGGGAUACGUAUCUUCCUGCUAGUAAAAGUCUUAUUAUAACAUCCUCUACUGAGGGUGUGACUUCUGGAGGUGCUUAUCUGGAUAAAUUAGAUAAUCUGGAACGAAGUUUAGCUGCUGUUUUAAUUAAAGUUGCCUAUGGCACGACUUCAACCACCAAGCGAAGUAUUCCGGAAAAUAGUUAUGUGCCAAGUUUAACAACAAUAGCAACACCCCUACUAACUACAUUAAGAUAUCAAGAAAAAUCCCAUCAAUCCCAAUUAAAUAUUCAUCAUCGUAAUUACGAAUUAGAUUUGGAGAGAGAUCACGCUUUGCCAACUUCAGCACCAAAUGCUGAUAUUUUAAAGAGUAAUAGUAAUCCAACAUAUCCAAAUCCAAAUCGUCAUCACAAUCAUGAUCGUGACAGACACAGACAUUUAAUAAAUUCAACACCGAAACCAUCAUUGCCUAAUAUAUUAAAGAAAACAAGUGGUCAGAUGUCCACAAUCUCUAUGUUUCCCGCGGGUGGAGAGAUACCAUCAUAUUCACCUCCAGCUCGAUCAUUUUUUACUCCGCCACUACCACCAGAAUACCAACAUCCCUUUGCUGACAAACCAACUCUGCGUGGAACUAAUAACGAAGGAAUAAUUGAGCCUAACACCGGUAGCUAUAUAAAUCGCAGACCUAUACCACCGCCUAGUUUAAUGCCCGGCCAUGAGCGUAUACCAUUCAGACCUCCAGAUCUAGGAGGAACAUCGAACUCUAAUGAAGCCGUAUCGUCGGUACUAAUACCAUCUGGCAGCACAAAAUCGCCUGUAUAUUCUUUGACGACAAUUAGUGCUCAUCAUGAAGCCGAUGUGAAAAAAGCUUUAAAUACUCCGUCAAAAAUUACAGGUGUAAGUUCGGAUAAUAUUUCGAACGUCGACAGAAUAAAUACAUCAUCAUCUGGUAUAUAUUUAGACCCAAAUAAUAAUGUAUAUAACCAUUCAAAUAAUCCUGAAGUUCGAAAGGAGGUCCUGCCCAGUAUUAGACGUAUUUUGAGUGGUUCAAAUGGCCGUAAAGGUGAUAUACCAGAAGUCUUAUUAAAACAAGUAACUACGCGACCUAAUCACAAUUACCAUCAUCCGCCGUCGUCACCAGUUGUUCUGAUUGAUUCCUCAUUAUUGGCAGCUAAUGAAGGUACUUUAGAUAAUAGCGAUAGCAAACAAAACAUAAACAAAAUAAAGAAUAUGAGAGAUUCAGACAUUAACAAUGACGACGAUCAGCAACAAAAAACUAAAAUUACUACAAAUCCUUCAGGUGACAGUAUUUUUACUUCAAACAAUACAACUUCAACACCAUCGACCGCUGCAGCGAUUGGUGGAAGUGAAAAAGUAAAUGCAGAAUUUUCAGCCGCGGUAUCAACAUCAACAACCUCAUCAAGUAAUUUCGAUAUGUCACCUUCGGCUGGUAAAAAUAAUAAUGCAGAUAGCUCAUCAUCAUCGACUUCUUCGUCAACAUCGUCCAUAUCAUCUUCAACAUCAUCUUCAACUCUAGCAUCUUCAUCGGCACAUGCGACCUGGUCUUUGGCAUGGAAUAUACAUGUUUAUUUGUCCGUUAUACUUUUUACUAUUUUGGCAGUAUAUUCAUUAUAUAAAAUGAUUACAUAUAACAAACUUACCCAUCUUUUUUCGCAAUCAUAUUUCAUUUGCAUACAUCUAAUUUUGAUUAUCAUAUGUACUGCUCGAACCUUCUAUUUAUGCUACGAUGCAUAUAAUAUUCAUUCCAGUUUUCAUAUAUUUAUAUCGGAAAUUUUACUUAAUUUACCAGCCACAUGUCUGACUAUAUCAUUUGCUGUUUUAAUUCUGUUUCUAUCGCUGAAAUCGCUGAACCACAAGAAUAACCGAUACUCGGCCUUAAUACGUCCUUUAACGGUAGUCGUGGGCUGUGGAGUACAUGUAGUUCUGUGUAUUACUUUACAUUAUGUCGAAUCUUAUACGCUACAAAAUCAUCAACAGCACUUGUACUAUCAACAACAACAGCAAUUACUUACAAAGAGGCAACAGAUGCAACAGCAACAACAACAACAACAGCAAAACCUUCAUUACAAUUAUCAACAAAAUCAAUAUUCAUAUGCAGCUAAUAUUAUGGGUCUUGAAACAAUGGCUUUCGGCUCGUCAGUAUCCUCAGUACAGGGAUCUAACUUCCAUCAACACACUAUAGCAACUAGUGUAUCUUCAUUGCCACCGCCCCCACCUAGAGUAUUAUCACUAAUAUGCCAAAUAAUCUAUAUAUUUGUAUGUUUUAGUUUGGGCCUCUUGUAUCUGUAUUUGUAUCGCAUUUUAAAACGCAUUUUAAGAAGUAAAUCUCAAAACUACAUACACGGUUAUCAAAACCUUUCAUAUGCUAUACACAUAACCAUAGCCACAGCAUUGCUUUUUGUAUUACUGGCAUCAUUGCAAAUCUUCGGUGCUAUAAGCAUUUCAUCGUCCAGACCUUUAAUUACACAAAAAACUGCUGAAAUCGAUUGGAUGCAGUGGGGUUAUCAAUUUUCAUUGCGCCUUAUUGAAAUCGCUAUUAUAACAUUGAUCUCUUGGGUGACAGGCCUUAAAAUGAGUAAUGGUAGCAAUACAGUCAACAUUAAUUUAACCAACAAUGAGCCUAGAGUAGUUGCUGGCCAGGUAAACGGUGGAAAUUCAAUGUUUAAUACAAAUAUUAGUGUAAAUCCAGUGCGCGAAAAACAUAGCGUUCACAAUACCCAAUACAAUCACUCGAACAUGACAAAUUUCUUUUUGCCUUGUACCUCGAGUUCCAGUCAAGAACAAUUCGACACAGAUUACCCAGCAGUCUGUAACGCAAAUACCAAUUUGCAUACAUACACAAUGCGCACGGGUAAAUUGAUAUAUGAUGAUAGUUUUGCCUUGAAUUCGCUAAAUGCAGCCGCACCAGCUAGUGAUUUCCAUCAUCCACAUCACCAGGUUCAGCAACAUUCUAAACAACCACCGCCGCAAUCUACUUAUCAACAUCCUUAUGAUUCACAAUCUCUGCACAGUUCGGCCCAUCACAAUGUUUCUGAAUAUGGUUCGAGGAUAAAUUAUCAGCCUGAAAAUCAUUUACAGUACAACGACUAUUUGACAGAUAACACAACGGAUCACUAUGAAAAUCCCAAUUUCGAUUUAAGAGGUUCAGGAUCAGCUACAUCAGGAUCUGCUUUGGUGGUAAAUUCUAACGUUGGCAACGGAACAAUGCAAAAAUUUGGUAAAAAUUCCAUUUCAAAUUCGACUACGACAGCUUCAAGCAGCAAUAAUUCGAAUAUGGGAUCAAAUUCAUCAUCUGGUUCGUCGGCUACUUUGCAACAGCAAAUGUUAUUGCUACAUGGUGGUGGUGACACUUGUUAUUCAGAGCCUAUUCAUGAAAAUUAUGAUUUUAAUAAUUUUGAAAAGCCAAAAUUUAAACAACAGCCACAUGAUAAUUGGCCCGAUGCUCAUAUUCCCACAAUACUAAACAAACGUGAUAAGAAAAAAUCCUUAACUACCUUAGAAAGAUGUGGAUAUGAUAAGCCCGAGAGACGAAGUUCUAAUUCCACGCAUUCCUGUAAUUCAAAUAGUAAUUCCAAUAAUAUCGGUGUUGGUGGUAACAGUGCUACUGGCGGUGGUAGUUCACGCUAUGCAAGUUUUAAUACAUUUGAAAGAGCUCCCUUUAACAAUGUACGUAAAAGUGAUACGUUUAACAAUAUUACAUCUAAUGGUCUUAAUAUAAUGCAUGGCCGCAAUAAUUCCUCAUCGUCAGCUACUUCAGCUACUUCGGUUAGUGGACCUAGAAAUACUUCGUUAGGCAUGCAGACUUUAGCAUCAACUGAAAGACAUCAUCAUCAUGUCAUGCCUUCACGAAACUUAAGAGCGAGUGGUAGUUCAAAAGUUUUAGCAAAUAAUGCCUCCGGGUUAGAUGUUUUCUCACGUUCAACUAUAGAACGUUCAAGUAUAAGCCAAACACAACAAAGGCCCCUGAAUCAGCUACCCAUAAAUCAAUCUCAAGCACAACGCCAGUAUUCUGAUGACGAUGACGAUGAUAAAGAUGAUGACAUAAUGCUAGCAUCAUCUCCACAUCAGGUGUAAUAGUAUGAUAUCGAAUUAGUGAAAAAAGAACGAAUUCUCUGAUUAAUCUGUAUAUAUAGAGGAAGCUUUUUCGAACUCAAAAUACUUUAUAUGUAUAUAUAUGUAUAUAUGUUUUGAGUUUCCAAAAGUUUUUAUUGCAUAUAUACCUUUUCUGUUACCAUCUUAUAAGCAUCUCUAGUAAUUUACAACUCAGGUACUUCUCAUAUUAACAUCACACGUUGGUACAAAAAAUGAGAUCAUACGAUAUACGUAGCUGAGAAAGGUUUCGAGAGUAUGUGUAAUUAUUCUAUAGUUAAUGUAGUUAUCAGCUGGAAAGGAAUUCAAUACUUUUUGAAACAUAAAAAAAUCAAAUCGAAUAAAAGGUUUAGUGUAGUCAUGCAUAAUUUUAUUUAAAACGCCUUCUUUUAAAAAAUUCGACUAUGUACAUUUAAAUUUAACUUAAGGCAAGUCACAUUAAAUUCAACAUUUUGCGCAUACAUUUUCCAUAAUAUCUCAUCACGUUACAAUUUACAUUUUAUCUCCUUUCCAUUGCAAACUCAAAAUACAUAUAGCCUUCAUUAAUCAAAUCAUUACAUCAUUUAGUACAUUUCAAUAUUUUUACUCAAAUUAAUUAACAAAUUUUUAUAUUAAAUUUAAUUAAAUAUAUUGGAUAUACAUACUACUUUAAUCUUAAACGAAUUUUGUUAAAAUUUGUCAAUAUUUAUACAACCACUUGUACUAUUGUUCAUUUGCCUUUUCAUUCGUUAUCUACUGAUGUUCUUACAUACAGUAGCCCAAUAAAGUCUACAUACAGCAAUUCUAAUUAAAUUUCUAUCAUUGAAAUCUGUAUUUGUAAGUUAAACAACAUUUCUUAUCACGUCCAAAAUUUCACCGUUAUUAGAAUUAUUGGUUCUGAGUCAAAUAACGACAUUUUUUUUGAGCUUUUUGGGCUUUAAAGUUCAAAAUAGUAUGAAACUUAAAAGUCCCGCACACCCAAAAGUAGGCGUGGGUGUAAGUUAAACAACAUUUCUUAUCACGUCCAAAAUUUCACCGUUAUUAGAAUUAUUGGUUCUGAGUCAAAUAACGACAUUUUUUUGAGCUUUUUGGGCUUUAAAGUUCAAAAUAGUAUGAAACUUAAAAGUCCCGCACUCCCAAAAGUAGGCGUGACCGACAAUAAAUUUUUCGUUAUUCUACUCAGAAUCAAUAACUCUAAUAACGGCGAAAUUUUGGGCGUUAUUUUUUUUUUUUUGCUAAAAUCGACAUAAGACGUGUUAUUAUUAUAUAUUUUUUCCUUUAUUAAAAUUUUUCAAGUUUACAAUUUACAAAUUAUGAGAUUUUACAUAAGUAUUUCAACAAUUAAUAACAAAUUAGCUUAACCUUAUAUAAUCUAUAAAAUAUAUCACAGUUUAAGGAUGAAAAACCUUUGCAUAAGACGUGUGUUAUUAUAAAUUUAAUUAAAAUUUUUAUUUAUUUCAUAAAAAAAAACUAAAAAAACAGUUUCAAACUAAAGUAACACAAUUAUUUUUCUUGUAUAUAGACUUUAUUUGGCAACUGUAUAUAAAUUAUAGUUCACUUAGUACAUAUUUUCAGGACAGUCUCUGCUUCAAAUUUUAAAAGUAGGUACAAUUUUCUAAAAUUAUUGUUCACUUUCAUUCGAAACUGUUUUAUCCAAUGAUAUUUAAGUAUUUUUUUUUUAUUGGAUAAAAGACGAAAUGCGCAAGAUAGCAUUUGAUUUUAGACCUAUGGUAUCUUGGGGAAAAUUUCUUAGACGUUUGAACGUCCUGUAUUGUACUACGUAUGUAAGUAAUCUAUUCUAUGUGUGUACACUAGGCUGGGUCGAUUUGUAUGGACGAUCAAAAAGUAAAAUAUCGUAUAGCAGAAACGCAAUCUACGAAAAAUUCUAAGAAAUUUUCCCCAAGAUACCAUAGGUCUAAAAUCAAAUGCUAUCUUGCGCAUUUCGUCUUUUAUCCAAUAAAAAAAAAAUACUUAAAUAUCAUUGGAUAAAAGAGGAAAUGCGCAAGAUAGGAUUUGAUUUUAGACCUAUGGUUUCUUGGGCAAAAUUUCUUAGAAUUUUCCGUAGAAUGCGUUUCUGCUAUACAAUUUGAAUUUUCUGUUGACCGGUCAUAUUGUAAAAAUGUGUGUAUUUUUUUCAUGUCGUCAUUUUUUCAUGUGUUGACAAAUAUUUCGGCUAGUCCAUUUUUAUUGCAUUUUUAACAUAUAAACAGAAACAAAAGUCCAAAUGAACGAUACAGCUACAGUCUGUGGUUAUUUUAAAUACUGAUACAGAUAUUGACAAUUUCUAAAAAUAACAUAUUUUUAAGUUUCCCCUGUUAUAUAGAUUGUAAAAUAUCGAUGAUUUUAAAUAUAUGUAAAUGGAUUUCCCUUAAAACGAAAUUCACCCCUCAUAUUAAGAUUUACACCAAUAAAUAUUAAAGAAAGCAUUUGAAGUUAUUUAGUAUAUGACUUAAUUUUUUGUAAAUACUGCCAGCAUUUUUUAUUUUAAGUUAUCACAACAAAUAAAUCAAUUUAAUAAUCAACUAAUAAUAA
Molecule: messenger RNA, 8004 nt
Organism: Calliphora vicina (urban bluebottle blowfly)
Lineage: Eukaryota; Metazoa; Arthropoda; Insecta; Diptera; Calliphoridae
Exons: 6
Coding region: 436-5478 (1680 amino acids)
Source: RefSeq, a predicted model, not a curated record